Penaeus monodon (black tiger shrimp) is the source of this 2299-nucleotide messenger RNA. RefSeq lists its product as uncharacterized. The record is from RefSeq and is a predicted model, not a curated record. Lineage: Eukaryota; Metazoa; Arthropoda; Malacostraca; Decapoda; Penaeidae.
CCGGUAUUUUGUGAGGGAAGGGAUCCUCCUAUGUUUUAUCAUCAGCUGCCUGUUGUAUCUCUUUUAUAUAUAUAAUGUGGCUCCAGGGAACGAUUUGCCUCGCGCUGUUGGGGAGUUUUAUGGCGAGCGGCCUCCGCCUUCCCGUCGGCCUGGCAGCGGAACAAGAAUUGGUGAAAGGCGAAUCGAAGGAACAGAAAUUAACCGAAGAGACGAACAGUAAAGAGGCCCCAGAGGCUCCUCCGGCGGGCGACGCAGCAGGAGGCGCCGAGGAGAGCCCGAGAAAACCCGAGGAACCGCUCAAUAACCGAAGUCCCGGUGAGAACGCGGAGGUCGAUUCUCGUCCGUCUGGGUCCGGCGCCGAGACUCCCACGCCCGCCCUCGGUCAGGAGGGGCGUUCAGUGUCCAGGACCCGCCGUCUUCGGGAGAGGGACAGGGGCAGGGAGUGGAGGCGGACAAGGAUGGAUUGAUAACUCGCGACCACCUCCUCACCGCCCCCCAGCCGCCCCCCCAGCUGGAAAAGACGUACCGCCUCAGCACCGGCCUCGGCAAGGAACCGCCCCAGCAGGCAGCAGGCAGCCACGAGGAGCACCUGAGUGAGGAGGACCUGAGGACGAUGUUCUUGGUGAGCGGGAAGGGCAGCAGCACCCUGACCCCUGGCUGCGCCUUCGCCCACUUCACGGUCAAGUCAAGAUGCUCUGGUAACCUCCUGGAGCUGGCCCUGUCCACCCGUGACCCUGUUCGAGGUCAGGUCAUGUUGAAGGAGGCAGACGAGACGGUGGAGAUGAACGGGACCCACAUGGUUGUGUACGGCGUGUGGGUGGGGCGGAAAAACCCCUCCAGCCGGGCGUGGAAGCUGGAGAAGAACGUGCACAGGGCGGACGUGCGGGCGGAGUGCGAGAGGUGCGACAGCAUGGGCGUGCGAGUCAUACUAACGAGCGGCCCCAAGACCUGCUCCAUCGACGUCUCGUGUCUGAAGAAGGGCUCCUCCAGGAUGGUCGAACUCGAGCCUUCCACGCUCCUCAAAGCCUACGGGAAGGCGGGGGGCGCUGCAGGCGGCGACGAAGGUGCAGGGGAGAAGGCCGAGAGUGAGGAUGCCGUGUCCAACACCGCCAAGACCACCAUGAACAUCAUGCACGGUGACGAGAUGGAGGGCGUCCCCGUGUCGGCGAGGCAGCCUCUGGGCACCCAUAUGAGCCUGGUGAUCAGCGUGCUCACCCGGGACAUCACCCUCGACCUGCACGUGAGCCAGUGCGAGGCCCGCAGCGAGGACGGGAGCGCGGUCGUCUUGGUACAGGACGGCUGCAGCGCCUCCAGAGUGAUGGGCGAGUUCCGCGAGGUGCUGGGCGUGGUCCACGACGAAACCUUCGGCGAGCACACCGUCAGGAAGGUCACGCAGUUCGCCACCAUGAUGGCCUUCAACACCAAGAUCGAACCGCAGACCAUGACGGUGAUCUGCAAUGUCAAGCUGUGUGGCGGGGAGUGCGCCGAGAGGCCGGCGUGCGUGAGCUCCGAUAUCAACCUGGGUCGGGGGAAGCGCCCCCCGGUCCCCCUCUUCGAGAAGGCGGUCACGCUCGGGAAGGUGUUCCAAGUGGGAGGCCUACCUGACGAGCCGAGCCAAGAAAUGCUGGCCAUGAUCCUGACGAGCGCGGAGAAGGGGCUGCCGGGCCAGCCGCGGGACGGGAAGCCGGUAUUCCUGUUCGACGACUGCGUCCCCCCGCGCACCUUCUACAUCUUCAUGGGCCUCCUGUCGGCGCUCUACCUGCUGGUACUCCUGGCGUGCAUCUACUGCGUCCGUCGCACCACCUCGAAGACGGUCACGAAGAAGUUCGUCGAUGACUACGAGUCCCCGCCGCGCUCGCUCUACCAGGAGUACAACUCGCCCAGGAAGAGGCACGCCCCUCCCCGACUACCUGUCCUUCUCGCUCCACGCAAGCGAUCGCCUCGGGGUCAGGUCCCACCAGAACUGAGGUUGCACGAGCGAUGGCGCAGGGCGAGGCGAGGCGGUGGGGGUGCCACGACCCACGCAAGUCGAGGGGGAGGCACUUGCAUUGGUGUUGGCGUUCGCCUUUUAUAUUAGGCAGAUGUGCUUACAGUUCACGCAACGAACUCUGUGACUUGCAUCUUUGCUACGGAACCUUCUAGUCUUGUUUUUCUAUGUUCUUUUAGUCUCCCUCUUUCGCCUUUUAAACAGCAGGUCCACGCACUAUUUCCUCGCCUCUUUUCGAUAGCACUUCCCUCUCCCUUGUCCUCUCGUGCUCCCCGCUCCUUGCUUUGCAUCUCUCCUUUCCUUUCCCCUUCC